GCACGCCCAUAUAUUCUUUGCUGCUGCUGUUCUUGAUGCACCAAGAAGAGGACGAGUAUGGUGACGAGACUUUCGAGGAGGAAGACGAGACACCGCCGUCAGUGAGUUGGAAGACGAUCAAAUUCGAUGAGAUCUUGUUAGGAGAGCGACUGGGUGGGGGGAGUGUCGGCUUGGUGCACCGUGGGCAGUACAAGGGAGAAAACGUGGCGGUGAAGACACUGUUUGAUCGUCGAAUCGACGAGGGACUGAAACGAGAAUUCCAGGACGAAUUGCUGGUGCUAAGCCAGCUAUCGCACCCCAACAUUGUUCGAUUCUACGGGGCCAGUAUGAUCCCGCCAAACCUCUUUUUCGUGAUGGAGCUAUGCCAGCGAUCGCUAUUCGACCUGCUGCACCAUUGCCGGCGAACUAUUGGUGUGCGGAGGCGAAUAGGAAUGGCGCUGGACGUAUCCAGAGCAAUGGAAUACCUUCACUCGCGAAACCCGCCCAUUAUCCAUCGCGACCUGAAGAGCCUAAACCUUCUCUUGGCCGGAACGGAGGGCCCCGUGAAGUUGUGCGACUUUGGCUUGGUUCGGACGACGGUGACAGCAGCCGGCACAGUUGCCUAUAUGUCGCCUCAGCUGCUACUGGGCCAGCCCUUCAACAAGAGUGUCGACGUAUACGCUUUCGGCGUUCUUUUGUGGGAGAUAUUUUCUCGCGAGAUACCUUUCAACGGAUUCGAAGUUGCAGACAUCCGGGAGGCUGUGGUUAGCGGUGGGCGUCCCACGGUACCUCGAGGAGACUGCCCGCGCGAAAUUUCCAGUUUGAUGUGUCGUUGUUGGAGCGAAAACCCUCAACAACGACCCGCCUUUGGAGAAAUAGAGGAGAUACUACAAGAGUUGCUGCUUUCGACGGCUGCAGCAACAGAACUGGAGGGAACAGAGACCACGGGAGAUUGCCUAGACGACUUGCUCCGGAAAUAG
Messenger RNA from Ectocarpus siliculosus, 959 nucleotides. NCBI's taxonomy places the organism in Eukaryota, Phaeophyceae, Ectocarpales, Ectocarpaceae. The record is from the annotation of a GenBank genome assembly.